AAAAAUUACAACAGAUGAAAUCUGACGCAAAUAAAGUUACCACUCCUCUGCAAGAAUCAAAGAAACAACUUUCAUUAGAGGAAGUGGUUCUAAAAGAAAAGAAGUGGGACGUCAAUAACUUGAAUUCUAAAAAAAUUGAUAAACUCAUUGGAGAAAUGAUUGCACUUCAAAAUUUACCGUUUAAUUUUGUUGAAGGGCUAGGUUUUCGUAGACUGAUGCAAGAAUUAGCACCAAGAUAUAACUUUAGGGGACGCAAUUUUUUUACAGAUUUUGUAUGCAAGGAAUUAUAUAGCAAAGUGGCUCAAAAAGUUAAAGGAUUAAUCGAAAAUUUUGAUAACAUGUCGUUUACGUCUGACAUUUGGUCGGAUCCUAGCUCAAACGCUUCUUUGCUUAGCCUGACUUGCCAUGGAAUUGCAGAAAACUUUGAUAGAUCAUCGAUAAUAUUGAAAUGUGAGACAUUUGACGGCCGUCACACUGGUGACUUAGUUGCUGAAAAAUUCAGUAACAUGCUUUCUGAAUGGAACAUUAAAAAACAACAACUGCAUUGCCUAAUCAGAGAUGAAGGGUCUAAUAUGAAACGAGCCGCGCGAUUAGCAGCAUUAAAUGAUAUAGACUGUACUGUUCACAAGAUACAACUGGCUAUCCGUAGUUGUUUAGGUUCUCAAGAAAACAUAAAAAUACUAAAACAAAAGUGUAAGAGAAUUUCGACCCAUUUCAAUCACUCUACCAUUGCCCAGAAACAACUGCAAUCAAUUCAGGACAGACUGAAUCAACCGCACCUGAAAGUGUUUCAAGAUUGUGUAACACGAUGGAACAGUACAUUCUACAUGUUCGAGCGUUUUUCAAAGAUAAAGGAUGCUCUGAGCCUUUACAUGAAUGAUAAUGAAAUUGACCCUGUUCUACCAGAAGAAUGGAAAAUGAUUGAAAGUUUCAUUCAAUUACUGGGACCUUUUGAGGAAGCAACACGGGAACUGAGCAGCUCUUCUGCUCUUAUUUCAUCUGUGAUACCGAUAAUACAAAUGCUUGAAAAAAAAGUUGAUGACUAUUUAACAAGAUCGCAAGAGUUUGAUCCGAUUCGUCAGGCUGUAACGACUUUGAAAAACGAACUUUCUACAAAGUUUUCUAGCUUGGGAGAAAACAAUUUAUAUACCAUCGCUACCUACUUAGAUCCUCGCUAUAAGCACAAAUUUUUCACACCGGUGACUGAAGAAAAGAUUAAAGAUGACAUUAUAAAAAUGAUAAAUAUUGAGAAUGACAAUUUUGAAUCAGUUAAUACCAAUGCCAAAAGGGCUAAAAUAACUGAUUGCAUGGAAAAUGAAACAGAACAACUAGGACCAGGGACUUCAGGUUUCAACAAAAAGCCAUGCUUAAAAAACGACCUGGCUAUGAUGUUAGAUUCGUCGAGUGAAGACGAAAGUCAAGAUGAGCCAGAAAAUAGUAGCGUUGAAGCUGUAUUAAAAAAAGAGUUACUUGCUUACCGUACUAAAAAAAGAAUAAAUGUGAGUGAAAAUCCUUUAAACUGGUGGAGUGUACAUCGAGGGGAAUUCAAGGUAUUAUCGCCGAUAGUACGAAGAUUUUUAUCUGCUCCACCGGGCAGUGUUCCUAGCGAACAACUGUUUAGUAGCGCGGGAUUAAUUUACGAACCUCUGCGUAACAGACUAGAACCAGAAAAGGCGGCAAUACUACUCUUCAUCAAGUAUAAUGCUCCUAUUUUUAAAUUCAACUAUUGAUAUAAAAAACAGAAGGUGUUCAGUUACAUUAUACAUGACUUAUAUUUUUAACAUAAAAAUAAGUACUUAAUUAUGUUUGAUUACAAUAAAAAUGUUAAUAAUUACGU
Messenger RNA from Trichoplusia ni (cabbage looper), 1837 nucleotides. RefSeq names its product zinc finger BED domain-containing protein 4-like. NCBI's taxonomy places the organism in Eukaryota, Metazoa, Arthropoda, Insecta, Lepidoptera, Noctuidae. Gene Ontology annotation, molecular function: protein dimerization activity. The record is from RefSeq and is a predicted model, not a curated record. The transcript has 2 exons. Bases 15 to 1730 code for a protein of 571 amino acids.